CGAAGCUUCUCCAAAGUCACAACAGCCAGAGCUGAGAGUUCUACUCAGGUUGUGACAGUUUGAAGUCGCAUGGACAACAUGCUGCGAUUAAGUCUCCCACCCACCUUUUCAAUGGGAUUUCACCUGUUAGUCAUCGCGGCUCUCUUGUUUUCCCCUGUGGACCGUGUAAGUGCUGAGACAGAAAUGGAAGGAGAAGGAAAUGCAACCGGUGAAUGUACUGGCUCCUAUUACUGUAAGAAAGGGGUGAUCUUACCCAUUUGGGAGCCCCAAGACCCUUCUUUUGGGGACAAAAUUGCUAGAGCUACUGUGUAUUUUGUGGCUAUGGUCUACAUGUUUCUUGGAGUCUCUAUCAUAGCCGAUCGGUUCAUGUCCUCUAUAGAAGUCAUCACAUCUCAAGAAAAAGAGAUAACCAUAAAGAAACCCAAUGGAGAGACCACCAAGACAACUGUGAGGAUCUGGAACGAGACGGUGUCUAACCUGACCUUGAUGGCUCUGGGCUCUUCUGCUCCUGAGAUUCUCCUGUCAGUGAUUGAAGUGUGUGGCCAUAACUUCACUGCAGGAGACCUGGGCCCCAGCACCAUCGUAGGCAGUGCCGCAUUCAACAUGUUCAUCAUCAUUGCGCUGUGUGUUUACGUGGUUCCCGAUGGGGAGACCAGGAAGAUUAAGCACUUGCGCGUGUUCUUCGUGACGGCAGCCUGGAGCAUCUUUGCCUACACCUGGCUCUACAUUAUUUUGUCUGUGAUCUCUCCUGGUGUUGUGGAGGUCUGGGAAGGUUUGCUCACGUUCUUCUUCUUUCCCAUCUGUGUCGUGUUUGCUUGGGUAGCAGACAGGAGGCUUCUCUUUUACAAGUAUGUCUACAAGAGGUAUCGGGCUGGCAAGCAAAGGGGAAUGAUUAUUGAACAUGAAGGAGACAGGCCAUCUUCCAAGACUGAAAUUGAAAUGGAUGGCAAAGUGGUCAAUUCCCAUGUUGAAAAUUUCUUGGAUGGCGCUCUGGUUCUGGAAGUGGAUGAGAGGGACCAAGAUGAUGAAGAGGCUAGGCGAGAAAUGGCUAGGAUUCUGAAGGAACUUAAGCAGAAGCAUCCAGAGAAAGAAAUCGAGCAAUUAAUAGAGUUAGCAAACUACCAAGUCCUAAGUCAGCAGCAAAAAAGCAGAGCAUUUUACCGAAUUCAAGCUACUCGCCUGAUGACUGGAGCUGGCAACAUUUUAAAGAGGCAUGCAGCUGACCAAGCCAGGAAAGCUGUUAGCAUGCAUGAGGUCAACACGGAAGUGGCUGAAAAUGACCCUGUCAGUAAGAUCUUUUUUGAACAAGGGACAUAUCAGUGUCUGGAGAACUGUGGUACUGUGGCCCUAACCAUUAUCCGCAGAGGUGGUGAUUUGACCAACACUGUGUUUGUUGACUUUAGAACAGAGGAUGGCACUGCCAAUGCUGGGUCUGAUUAUGAAUUUACUGAAGGAACUGUGGUCUUUAAGCCUGGUGAGACUCAGAAAGAAAUCCGAGUGGGCAUUAUAGACGAUGACAUCUUUGAAGAGGAUGAAAAUUUCCUUGUGCAUCUCAGCAAUGUCAAAGUGUCUUCUGAAGCUUCAGAAGAUGGCAUACUGGAAGCCAAUCAUGUCUCUACCCUUGCUUGCCUCGGAUCUCCCUCCACUGCCACUGUAACUAUUUUCGAUGAUGACCACGCAGGCAUCUUUACUUUUGAGGAACCUGUGACUCACGUGAGUGAGAGCAUUGGCAUCAUGGAGGUGAAAGUGUUGAGAACAUCUGGAGCUCGAGGAAAUGUUAUCGUUCCCUAUAAAACCAUCGAAGGGACUGCCAGAGGUGGAGGGGAGGACUUCGAGGACACUUGUGGAGAGCUUGAAUUCCAGAACGAUGAAAUUGUGAAGAUCAUUACCAUUAGAAUAUUUGACCAUGAGGAAUAUGAGAAAGAGUGCAGUUUCUCCCUUGUGCUUGAGGAACCAAUAUGGAUAAGAAGAGGAAUGAAAGGUGGCUUCACAAUAACAGAGGAGUAUGAUGACAAGCAGCCACUGACCAGCAAAGAGGAAGAGGAGAGACGCAUCGCCGAGAUGGGGCGCCCCAUCCUGGGAGAGCACACCAAGCUGGAAGUGAUCAUUGAGGAAUCCUAUGAAUUCAAGAGUACUGUGGACAAACUCAUUAAGAAGACAAACCUGGCCCUCGUGGUUGGGACAAACAGCUGGAGGGAACAGUUCAUCGAAGCCAUCACCGUCAGUGCGGGGGAAGAUGACGAUGACGAUGAAUGUGGGGAGGAAAAGCUGCCCUCCUGUUUCGAUUACGUGAUGCACUUUCUGACGGUGUUCUGGAAGGUCCUCUUCGCCUUCGUCCCCCCUACAGAGUACUGGAACGGCUGGGCCUGUUUCAUCGUCUCCAUCCUCAUGAUCGGCCUACUGACAGCUUUCAUCGGAGACCUGGCUUCCCACUUUGGCUGCACCAUUGGCCUGAAAGAUUCUGUGACUGCAGUUGUGUUCGUCGCACUGGGAACUUCAGUGCCAGACACAUUUGCCAGCAAAGUGGCGGCCACCCAGGACCAGUAUGCAGACGCAUCCAUAGGUAACGUCACUGGCAGCAACGCGGUGAAUGUCUUUCUGGGAAUCGGCGUGGCCUGGUCCAUCGCUGCCAUCUACCACGCAGCCAACGGGGAACAGUUCAAAGUGUCCCCUGGCACACUAGCUUUCUCUGUCACUCUCUUCACCAUUUUUGCUUUCAUCAAUGUGGGGGUGCUGCUGUAUCGGCGGAGGCCAGAAAUUGGAGGUGAGCUGGGUGGGCCCCGGACUGCCAAGCUCCUCACAUCCUCCCUCUUUGUGCUCCUGUGGCUCUUGUACAUUUUCUUCUCCUCCCUGGAGGCCUACUGCCACAUAAAAGGCUUCUAAAGGAACAACCAGAUAUAGUAAAUUUAUAUAUAUAUAUACAUAUAUAUAUACAUAAAAAAUUAUGUAUAAUGAACAGAGGAAACUGACAUUUGUCAUGUUCACCUACCUGCUGACGGAAUCCAGCUUCAAGAGCAUACUCUGUACUAGGGCCGAAGUAAGAAACCAUCACCUCCCACCCCCAGGGGCAUCGUCGUACUGAACAAGGCGCGGAGGCAGGGUCCUCCUUACAGCAAGGCCUGGAAGGGGCGCACUCUGUCCAGGUUCACAAAUCGUUAAGGCUUUGAUUUAUUUUCUUGUUUUCAAUUUUGUUUCAGUGGGACUGGGGAGGUGGUUGAUCUUUGGCUUUUGUUGAUAGUUUUGUUUUAUUUUGUUUUGUUGUUUUGUUUUGUUUUGUUGGGAGGGUCAGGGCUGUUGCUUGUGUUUGUGGGAAGCGAUGACCCAUCCAAAUGUAAAUGGUUUUUUGGUAAAAAUUUAACUGGUUAAGAUUCCCCUCACCUCCUCCAAACACUUUAAAACAUUAUUUUGGAUUAAGAAAGGAUCUGGGCAUGGAAGAAGAAAGAAGCAUGUCUUCACCAUAUUACCAAAUUUCAUGCUUAUCUCCGGGAUGUGAGCAGAAGUGAAACUGCCUCCAAGAAGAAACAUAGAACCUAGAGUGGAGCCAGGAAAUGCGAUGGCUCUAGAUAUAGUCUGACACUUAAGGCUAUGUGACUGGCACUCUUGUUCAACAGGUAUAGGGAUAAUGUGCCUAGAUUCCCAGGAACAUGCAAAAUCCUUUAUUUCUUAUCUCUUUAGCUCUGGACUGUGACUAGCAAGGCCCGUAUUCCAGCAUUCCAGACCAGCUAAGCCCCUAAGUGUCCCAUUCCCACCCCCUUCCUCCUGGCCACCUGCCAUUCCCCAUGAAGAAUCAUCCCAUUCAAAAAAAGAAUAAAAACCCCAUCCUUCUUCAUUUGCAUUAAUAUGUGUCCCAGGGCCAUGUUGCUGUCACCUGGGAUUGCCCAUCAGUUUUAUUUUCAAAGGCAUCCAUGGCUUGCACAAUCCUGUCCCAGUCGUAACUGAACCUUUGCUCCUUCUUCAUGUGCCUGUUUGGAAAUGUUGUUGUGAUACCUGUAACACAGUGCAUGGAUGAAAAACAAAUAAAACAAAGCCUAUCUGUACAUAGUAGAGUAGAGCAUAUACUGUUCUCCCAUUCAGCGAUGUUGAUUGGACAUUGAAGACAUAAGCGAGUUUUCUUUUCACCUGAGUUGUUACUUUUGUGCUGUUAUUGACUUUGAUUAUUACUAGGGACAAAGGAGAAAAAAUGGCUUAUUGUUUAUGGAUCUGCACAUGCAUUUCUAAGUAGCAAUAACUGUCAGGUGGGGAGAAAUUAAAGUUAUUGAGAGGAUAACAGGCAAACUAUACAAAGAUCUUCAUGGAAAAUUAGCCAUGUAGAGCACAUCAGAGGCCUCUAAGAAUCACCCAUUAGUUUGGGAAAGUCACAGGGAAAGGCCUUGCAGAAAAGUGGCUGCAUUAGAUGUGCCUGGGCUUUCAGAGCCACCCUUUCCUCAACACCCUUCCCUCCAAAGUAUUUAUUUCACAUCUGCUCUGUCUGGCACAGAUUGUAGAUAGUGCUGGUUCGUUCAUUUUACUUUUUUUUUUUUAAUGUAAAAGGCUAUUUCCAUCCCUGUUUAUUUCACUGUCCAGUCUAGACCCCUCUGAUUAUAUUGGUAGUUCCUGACUCAGAAAGAAGCCAGGGUAACCAGUGGGCCUUUGGAAGUGUGUCUUUUCUAUUUGUGAUGGAAGAGAAGGCAAGUAGAUGUUCUUAGUGCCUCCCAGGAGGAUUGCACUGGGAGGGUUUAGCCCUUUAAAAGGAAUGGCUCUUUCUAUUGCAGAAUACCAAAGAACGUGGAUAAACCCAACAUUCCAAAGUAGUGAGUCCACUAAUGAGAAAAAAUAGAAUGACUUCGGUCACCUCCCAGAGAUGUCUCUAUUUAUAAGGAAUCUCAGGCUGGAGACAUCCCUGGCACUCUAGAUUGAUUCAAAGAUACUUGAGAAAUUGAAGCUGUCGUGGUUUAUUUUUCCUUCUUCCACUCAGUAAUCAUCCAACAUUUCGUAAACAUCAUUUGGUGACAGAAAGAAUAAUUAAAUGCUGGUUACUCACUCAAUAUGCCAGGUGAUACGAUAUUUCCAGGGACUAGAAUCAUGAACAAGACAGCCCAGAUCACUGCCCUUCAGGGGAUGACAGUUCGUAUGAUUGCCAUUUUUACCAGGAAAAGUUAAGACAAGCCACAUGGAAAUAGUUUUAUCUUGCAAGGAAAAACACAUUUACGAAACCUUUUUAACAUAAACACACUGAAAGUGUACAAGUGUAAUUGUCCAUAUAUCAUCGAGAUUGUCUUAACUAAGAAAGUAUAAAGCAUAGGUUUGGAAAAGCUCCCUCUUUAUCCUUGGCCAACAUGAGAUAAGUACAUCUCCCACUUUGAAACCAAGAAAGGCAAUCAUGUCGGUGAUGGGUUGACCUAUCACAUACAACUCCUGAGCCCAGUUAAUCACAGUUUUUAUAGUUGUUGGCCACAGUGCUUCUCUCCAACCCACACCUUUAUGAGUCCUUAUCUGUCUUGGAGAUCUAUCACUAACCUGUCACGCCGACCAACAUUGAUGACCUUCUUUUUUUUAACCCAGGCUUUUUCCCCCCCUUGGGAGAUUUACUAAGUGGAAAGCUAGCCUAGAAACACCAAGUAAACACCAAGGGAUAUAAGUUGUUGAAACAUUAGAAAGAUUUUGCACUCAUUUUUUAGCCAUAUUAGGAAUGUCAAUAAUCCCGUAGCAAAUUUUCACAGAGGACUUUAAGAAAUUCUUUCUGUCGGUCAAUUUCAACUUCAAAGCUUUUUGGUUUGUUUGCUUUUUAAAUUUUCAUGCUAUAGGAAAAUACGAUUCUGGAUGUUCAGGGUUGUUAUUAAUUAUGAUAGUUCUGUAAAAUUAUUUCAUUUGAUUUGUUUGACUAUUUUAUUUUGUGUGUGUUGUGCACAGCUUUAGGGGGGAAGUGCACUAAUUGUGCUGUUCCUUAUAAAUGGUACACAUCAUUGACACAGACAAAUAAAGUUUCUAAUUGUUUCUGAUUUAACCACUAGUAAUACAGCAUUUUCUGUACGGAAUGUUUUCUCUCUUCUCAUUGUCAUCGACUUCAUUUUUUGUUUUCAUGUUUUGAAGAAAUAAAGAUCAAAAAGGUA
Otolemur garnettii (small-eared galago) is the source of this 6089-nucleotide messenger RNA. RefSeq names its product solute carrier family 8 member A1 (gene SLC8A1). The record is from RefSeq and is a predicted model, not a curated record. Gene Ontology annotation, biological process: sodium ion transmembrane transport; cell communication; calcium ion import across plasma membrane. Gene Ontology annotation, cellular component: sarcolemma; axon; postsynapse. The transcript is spliced from 8 exons. Gene Ontology annotation, molecular function: calcium:sodium antiporter activity. Lineage: Eukaryota; Metazoa; Chordata; Mammalia; Primates; Galagidae. Bases 70 to 2883 code for a protein of 937 amino acids.